GUGUCUGGUGGAUCUCCCUGGGAAUGAAUCUCGCAGAGAUGGAUCACAAUUACUCAAUGCUGCUCUCUGGGUACCCAUUGGCCAACACCUCCAAGGCAUUAGAAGGGAUCAGUGAGGAUGAUAAUGCCAGCCUACCCAUUGAUGGAUUAAAAUGUUUCCAGAUCCUCAUUGCCACCAUCUACUCUUUGGUCUGCGCCUUGGGACUGAUGGGCAACUUCUUUGUGAUGUACCUCAUCAGAGCCAAGAGGGCUGCGGAACGCACGGCUAUUGACGUUUUCAUCUUCUGCCUGGCAUUGACCGAUUUCCAGUUUGCCCUCACUAUGCCAUUUUGGGCAGUAGAUGCCCUUUUGGACUUCAGCUGGCCCUUUGGACACCCCAUGUGCAAGAUAGUCCUGACCAUGACCAUCCUGAAUGUUUACAUCACUGUUUUCCUGCUCACGGCCAUGGCCAUUACGAGGUACUGGGCAGUUGCUUCUGCGUUGAGUCUCAGGUGGCGCGUAUCUACCUCAGCGGCCAAGGGCAUCAGCUUGGCUCUGUGGUUGGUAGCUGUGGUUGCCACCAUCCCCACCACCAUAUUUGCCACCACUUACCAAGUCUUGGGGGAGGAACUCUGUCUUCUCAAAUUCCCAGAGAACAAGUGGCUGGCCACUUACCACCUUCAGAGAGUCAUUGUUGGGUUUGUCAUACCUUUCCUGCUGAUCUCCACCUCCUACAUCUUGCUCUUGAGCUUCCUCAGGCAGCAUAGAGUCAAUGCCAACAACAGAGACCGCCAGAGCCGCAUCACCAACUCUGUCCAGCUGGUCAUCAUGGUCUUCUUCAUCUGCUGGUUCCCCAACCAUGCCGCCACCUUCUGGGGGAUCUUAAUCAAGUACAGAGCCGUGCAGUGGAGCAACGCCUUCUAUUUUUUCCAUACCUACGUAUUCCCAGUCACCCUGUGCUUGGCCCAUUCCAACAGCUGCCUGAAUCCCAUCAUCUACUGCCUUAUGAGGAAAGAGUUCAGGAAGGCGCUGAAGGCCUCCUUUUGGCAACUGCAUGCUUUUGCUGCCUCCUUGUGGCCUUCUUGGACUCGCAAGAGCACCACCUCAGACCAGGAGACCAUGGUGCCCUUGUACAGGGAGGCCAGUUUCCCCAAUAUAGUUAGCAAGGACUACGCCAUUACCUCUGUGUGUACCGUAACCACCAUUCAAGAGUUCACCACCAAAGACCAAAGCCACCAGAACACUGGACAGAGAGGACUGGAUACGGCCACUGUAUAG
Messenger RNA from Xenopus laevis (African clawed frog), 1256 nucleotides. It is a transcript of the gene rxfp4.L, whose product is annotated as relaxin family peptide/INSL5 receptor 4 L homeolog. The record is from RefSeq and is a predicted model, not a curated record. The coding region runs from base 24 to 1256 and encodes 410 amino acids. Lineage: Eukaryota; Metazoa; Chordata; Amphibia; Anura; Pipidae. The transcript has a single exon.